CAUUUACUCGGGAGUCCGGUAGUACUAAAGCCCCUUUCACUCUGCGAUAUUCUUCUUAAACCCUAGCCAGUUCCAUUACCCAUCAUUUCUCUCUUCACUUCUUCCACGAACUCUUUGAGCAGCUCUGUUAGUGUAAUUCGUGCUCAAAGACGAUGAUGAGUUCAGUUCUUCUACGGAGAUCCGCUGCCUUAGCGGCCUCCAGAGGUAGAGUUAGUUCUACCUUCUUAGCCCCAAUCGCGAACUUUUUAACGUCUUCUGUGGAUGUUAAUGGCGGUGCUGUACCUGCUGCUGAGUUCGGACGUUUCUCCACUACUGGGGUGACGGAGAGAGCUUUGGGUUUUGGUUUUCAAUCGAUGGGAUUUCACUCGGCUUCUGGGCCGUUGGGUUUUAAGUCGUCGUUGGUUUCCCGGGCGGAGUUUGCGGUGGAGGAAUACGAUGAUGCUAGCAGUAGUAAAAGCGGUGAUGACGGACUCGAGAUUGGCAGUCUCGGGAUCGCGCCGGAGAUUGUUUCUGCUUUGGCGAAAAAGGGUAUAACGAAGCUCUUCCCUAUUCAGAGAGCCGUGCUAGAACCAGCCAUGCAAGGCCGUGACAUGAUUGGUCGUGCUAGAACUGGAACAGGAAAAACUCUUGCUUUUGGAAUACCCAUCUUGGAUAAAAUCAUUCAGUUCAAUGCGAAACACGGAAGAGGAAGGUACCCGUUGGCCCUGGUUCUAGCUCCAACAAGGGAACUUGCUCGGCAGGUUGAAAAAGAGUUUCAAGAGGCUGCACCUAAUUUGGACACAAUAUGUGUUUAUGGAGGGGCACCAAUUUCACGCCAAAUGAGGCAGCUUGACUAUGGCGUUGACAUAGCUGUUGGCACACCUGGUCGCUUGAUUGAUCUUCUCAAUAGGGGUUCGCUUAAUUUAUCAGAAGUCCAGUUUGUUGUUCUCGAUGAAGCAGAUCAGAUGCUUCAAGUAGGCUUUCAAGAGGAUGUUGAGAAGAUCUUGGAGAGGUUGCCUCAGAAACGUCAGACUAUGAUGUUCUCUGCAACAAUGCCAUCUUGGAUCAGAAAACUCACUCAAAAUUACCUAACCAAUCCAUUAACUAUUGAUCUUGUUGGAGAUUCUGAUCAGAAAUUGGCAGAUGGAAUUAGCCUAUUUUCAAUUGUUUCAGAUAUGCGUGGAAAAGCAUCAAUAAUUGGACCUCUGAUAACAGAACAUGCAAAAGGAGGAAAGUGUAUUGUUUUCACUCAAACGAAACGUGAUGCUGAUAGAUUAGCCUAUGCAAUGGCAAGGAACUUCAGAUGUGAAGCUUUGCAUGGAGAUAUUUCACAGUCUCAGAGAGAAAGAACUCUUUCUGGUUUUAGAGACGGACAUUUCAACGUUUUAGUUGCAACUGAUGUUGCAGCAAGGGGUCUUGAUAUACCCAAUGUUGAUCUUGUAAUACAUUUUGAGCUUCCAAACAACACAGAGAUAUUUGUCCAUAGAUCAGGACGUACAGGUCGUGCUGGCAAGAAAGGUAGUGCUAUUCUUAUUUACUCGCAGGAUCAGUCAAGGGCUGUCAGGAUGAUUGAGCGUGAAGUAGGCUGCAGAUUUAAUGAGCUUCCGAAGAUCUCUGUUGAGAGUGGUGCUCAUGUCGAUAUGUUCAGUGGUGGUGGUCAAUUUAGUUCUUUUGGAGGAGGAGGAUUCAGGGAUCGUCGAAUGAAUGAUUCAGGCCGUUUUGGUGGUCAAAGAGGUCCAAGUUUUGGUCGUUCGGCAGGUUAUGAAAAUUCAGGUUUUAGACGUUCCGGUGGCAGGGAUUCUUUUGGGCAAGGGGGCAGAAAUAGUGAACCUAGCUCCGGCGGUGCAGGAUCUUUUGGUAGUUUUGGUUCUGGUCGUUCUGGUGGGUUUGGAGACUUCGGCAGUUCUAGUCGAUCCGGUGGCUUCGGGGAUUUCGGUGGUUCAGGUCGUAGUUCAGGAUUUGGUGACAGAAAUUCUAAAAACUCUGGCUUAUUUGGUGACAUGGAUGCGGAUCAGAGAACUGGGAAAAGACAGUUCUGAACUAAAUUGGGAAACACAACAACAUCACGGGGAAAUAAUAUUGCCAUGGAUUAAUGACAGAAUUCUUUUGAAGCAAGAUUAUACGAGGGGAUUUUGAGGUAGGGCCCUGAACAUGUUCAUCGUUUCUUAUAUUUUCUAUUACGCAUUGAAAUCUUUAUGUAGUUGAUACAAGACAAAUGUUGUAGCCACUUUGAAGGAAAACUAACCUCAAUAUUUGGGAUCAGUUCCUAUGGUCUUAUGUAUAAAUCGUUUUUGAUAUGCCAUAAUAGUUGUAUUCUAUUA
Messenger RNA from Cucurbita moschata (crookneck pumpkin), 2300 nucleotides. Its product is annotated as DEAD-box ATP-dependent RNA helicase 53, mitochondrial-like. The transcript has 8 exons. Lineage: Eukaryota; Viridiplantae; Streptophyta; Magnoliopsida; Cucurbitales; Cucurbitaceae. The coding region runs from base 153 to 2018 and encodes 621 amino acids. The record is from RefSeq and is a predicted model, not a curated record. Gene Ontology annotation, molecular function: RNA helicase activity; nucleic acid binding; ATP binding.